Messenger RNA from Ceraceosorus guamensis, 879 nucleotides. RefSeq lists its product as hypothetical. Gene Ontology annotation, molecular function: alpha-1,6-mannosyltransferase activity. Gene Ontology annotation, cellular component: mannan polymerase complex. Gene Ontology annotation, biological process: protein N-linked glycosylation. The transcript has 3 exons. The record is from RefSeq and is a predicted model, not a curated record. The annotation marks the transcript as partial. NCBI's taxonomy places the organism in Eukaryota, Fungi, Basidiomycota, Exobasidiomycetes, Ceraceosorales, Ceraceosoraceae.
AAGAAGUUUUGGCAGACCGAUAAACGCAAAGGGAAGCGCAUCAGCUGGGGCUUUGAGAACCUCAACGAGGGUCAAGGGUGGACGUUCAGCAUGCUCCAUGAUAACGACAUUGCGAGCUGGACCUUGCAGAAUUUGGGGCAACCCGAUAAAGUCAUCUGGGAUCGCAUCAACCAACCUAUCCUGCACGCUGAUCUAUGGCGAUACCUCAUUUUGACUCUGCCGACAUACGGAGGCAUCUAUUCUGACAGCGAUACGCAGUGCCUCAAACCCUUUUCAGCAUGGGGACGUAAUGCCACAUUUUGGUCAGUCAGCAACCUCUCCUUGCGUCAGGUGACCCGGCCGCCCAGCGUCAUCUUGGCAGUGGAAGCAGAUGUGGGGAGCAAUCAAGAGUGGUUCAAGUGGUGGGCGCGACCGCUGCAAUUUGUCCAGUGGACGAUGGGCAGCGCCCCGGGUCACCCAAUCUUUAUAGAUCUGCUGCGAAGGAUCAACAGCAGACCUAGACCGACAGACGCAUCGCUGCUACCGAUCUUUGAGAAGAUGGAGUCGCUGCUAGCCGAAGCCGCGCUGCUGGAGAGCACGCCGCUGGUGGACAGCGACACGCAAGGCGAAUUGUCCAUCAUGGAGUUGACUGGACCGGGCGUCUGGACCGAUUCGGUGGUCAAUUACCUCAAAGUGCGCUAUGGCCUCGAUUGGACGCGCUUCAAGGAUUUGGAACAUCCUGUGCGGGUAGGCGAGCUGGCGAUUUUGCCGAGAACAGCUUUCAGUCCUGGUGUGAAUACGCCCGGUUUCGGACCAACCUGGGACGACGAGGCCAUGGUCUAUCACGAGGUGAGCCGAAAGAGAUUGCUGCGCGAGCCGAAUGAUGGCGUGUUGUGCUGA